GGAACAAAAUACCUUAGGCGUGGUUUGCAUUUUUCUCCCUUUAUUCGUUCAAGAUGUGUGGAGCGGCCAUCCUGUAACAGUGUAGCUGAAAUCUGCUGAAAAGAGGAGUCUUUUUUAAGGAUUUAAACUAGCAAAAAACACAACAAAAGGUUACUUAUUUCACCAUGGCAACUAUCAACAACAUUCCCCAAGAGGAUCAGAGCGUAACUGAAGAAGGGGCCACAGAAAAGCCGCAGUUAACUGGAGACAUAAUGUGUGAUUCCUGCAUGGACAUUCCAAGCGUUGCCUUCAAAUCCUGCCUGACCUGCUUAGUGUCUUACUGCGAGUCCCAUUUGAGACCUCAUCUGGAAAAUGUCAAAUUUCAAAACCAUCGUCUUGUUGAACCCCUCCACGACAUCGACUGCCCCAUUUGUGAAGUCCAUUGUCUGCCCCUGGACCGCGUCUGUCUGGACCAUGGCUUCUGUAUCUGCUCCAGUUGUGAGACAGAGGUGCACAAGGGUCACAUGACUGCAUCACUGGUGGAGGCACGAGCAAAGAUAGAGAUUGAAUUGCAGGAAAAACAAGUCGAGAUAACCCAGAGUGUGUCUGAAGCUGAAAGAGCCCUUGGAAAACUACAAGGCAACAAUGAUACAGUAAAGACAUUAGUGCAAAAUGUUAGUGCAGCGUUUGAGCAGCAGUUCUCCAGGCUGCACAACACUGUGGAAGAGGCCAAAAGGACGGCCAUAGAGGUGUUGGACAGAGAACAGAGGCAGGCCCUCCGACAGUCUGACAGUAUACAGGCCCAUGUGGAGCAAAGGAGAGAAGAGCUCACCAAACUCCAGGCUCAAACAAACAAGCUGCUCAGGGCCAAGUCUAACAUGGAAUUUCUACAGAAGUACUCAGAGUGGAAGAAAAUGUCCCCAGAUGUGUCUCUUCCUGCCGUUCAUAUUAAGAACAUGGAGCAUCUCUCCUCUUAUGUGCAAACUGUAACACACACCACCAAACAACUGUGUGAGCUGCUUCUCUCAAGUUACAAGGAGAGCAUGGACAAGGUGUUCAAAAGUGGCUAUAAAGCCAAGCCCAAGGAUGCCGAGCCUUCACCUCUUCCUCUGCCUGUGACCAGAGAGGACUUCCUGAGAUACCAAAAGAGCCUGACAUUUGAUCCCGACACCAUCCAUAACUUCCUGCGUGUGACAGAGGACCACAGGAAGCUGACCAACACCAGUCCAUGGCAGCACAGUUAUGUGGACAAUGUCAGUCGCUUUGACUACUGGAGACAGGCCUUGACUUCAGAUAGUCUGUAUCUGGGUAGACAUUACAUUGAAGCAGAUCUUAGUGGGGAGGGCGCUCACAUUGGAGUCACAUACAAAAGCCUAGGUCGUAAAGGAGAGCAGGUAACCAGCUGUAUAUGCCAAAGUGAAUAUUCCUGGUGCAUUGGGAGAAACAGUAAAGGCUUUUCUGUAUGGCACGCAGGUGUGGAGACACCCCUACAUGUCACAGACAUAACUACAGUUGGUUUAUACAUUGAUUUUCAAAAAGGCCAAGUGUCUUUUUAUAAAGUAAAUGAUCAUUUUGAAUUGCUGCAGAGCUUUGAGGCAGAUAUUUUAGAACCUUUAUAUGUUGUUGUGUGGCUAUCCAAAAAAGACAACAAAGUGCGGCUUUAUGAUUCUAACAAAACAUUUUAAUUGAAGAUAAAAUAAUAUACGUUUCUUUACAGAUAAAACGCCAUUUAAAAAAAUAAAAAAAUAAUUAAUAUUGUGGGAACAUGUAAUCACCUAGUAAUUUUCGAUUAUUGUUAUAAUUUUACUUAAAUAAAAAUUCUACUCGCAA
This is a messenger RNA of Periophthalmus magnuspinnatus, 1809 nucleotides long. RefSeq names its product tripartite motif-containing protein 16-like. The record is from RefSeq and is a predicted model, not a curated record. The transcript is spliced from 6 exons. Gene Ontology annotation, molecular function: protein binding. The coding region runs from base 165 to 1664 and encodes 499 amino acids. Lineage: Eukaryota; Metazoa; Chordata; Actinopteri; Gobiiformes; Gobiidae.